CGUAGCAACUAACCAAAAUGGAUGCAAAGAAGCCUUAUUUGGCUGUAAUUCUGAUACAGUCCAUAUACGGAGGCAUGUUCUUGCUCUCCAAGGCUGCAUUUGAUGUUGGUAUGAACCCUUUCGUCUUCGUCUUCUACAGACAGGCUGCUGCAACUCUUUUCUUAGCUCCCCUCGCCGUGUUCUUUGAAUGGAAAACAGCACCGCCGCUCUCAUUCAGUUGCUUCUGGAAGAUUUUUAUGCUUUCUGUUUGUGGGAUUACUUUGUCAUUGAAUAUUUAUGGAGUUGCUCUCAUAUAUACAUCUGCAACACUGGCUGCUGCAACUACAAACUGCCUUCCUGUCAUUACUUUCUUCCUUGCUGUUUUAUUCGGGUUGGAAAUGGUGAAAUUGAGGACAAUUCCUGGGCUUGUUAAGCUUACAGGCAUAGUAAUCUGCCUGUUUGGAGCAGCCACCAUUGCCUUGUAUAGAGGCCCCUACUUGAAACUCUUGUUGCAUCAUCACCUCCUUGGACACUACAGCCAACAGCCUGUCUAUGUUCCUUCUAGCAAGGCAUGGGCAAAGGGUGUCUUCCUGAUGCUCCUUUCCAAUACCUUUUGGGGUUUGUGGCUUGUAUUACAGGGUCGAGUUCUAAAAAGCUACCCUUCGAAGCUUCUCUCCACAACUCUGCAGUGCUUUUUAAGUACCAUUCAGUCAUUUGUUAUCGCCAUUUCUUUAGAAAGAGACCCCUAUCAAUGGAAGCUUGGAUGGAAUGUCAGACUCUUCUCCGUAGCCUACUGUGGAGUGGUGGUAACUGGUGUUACAUUCUACUUACAAGCAUGGGUGGUUGAGAAGAAGGGGCCGGUGUUCCUCGCCAUGUCAACACCCUUGACCUUGAUCUUCACAAUCAUCUCAUCUGCAUUACUCUUAGGAGAAAUAAUCAGUUUAGGAAGUGUUUUUGGAGGAAUUUUGUUAGUGGGAGGGCUUUACUGUGUAUUGUGGGGAAAGAGUAAAGAACAGCAAAUGGAUGAAGGGGUUUGUUCAAGAAAUGAUGCUGAGAAAGAAUGUCCAAUCUCCAACAAAUUAGUAUCAACCCAACGUUCAUCACCAUUCAAUGUGUGAUGUAAUUCUUGUGUUUAAGUGAUAUCCUCAUGACCCUAAAUAGUAAUAAUCAUUCCAAACAGAUGGGUAUUGUAUACUUUUAUCAAAGAAAAGACAAUUGCUAAUAGCGUUGUUAAACAAUAUGA
Molecule: messenger RNA, 1222 nt
Organism: Ilex paraguariensis (yerba mate)
Lineage: Eukaryota; Viridiplantae; Streptophyta; Magnoliopsida; Aquifoliales; Aquifoliaceae
Source: the annotation of a GenBank genome assembly